CCCCACCUCCCACUUGGUUAUUAAUUUCAGAACACAUCUGAAUUCUUUCUUUGUGGCAUUUGCUUGAGUGGAAGAACAGACAGCUCCAGGUCAGGAGCAGAUUUCAAGUUCUCAUCUGUUGGUGCCAACGCCAUUACCAGAUUCCUCUCUGUAGUCAACCUUUGAGAUCUUCCCUGAGUGCAACUUGGUAUCUGAAGAUCCACAAAGGUCAUUGUUCUCUUCACAAAAUCAGUCUGCUCUUUCAGCAAAGCAUCUGCUGUUCUGAGCUUUGCUGCUGGAAGCAACUUUUCCCUGAGAUCUGGUCGAAAGCAAUUCUCAGGUGUCCAACUUCCCAGCAUGGAGGUGAAGAACUUUGCGGCUUGGGAUUAUGUCGUAUUUGCAGCCCUUUUUAUCAUUUCUUCUGGAAUCGGGGUGUUCUUUGCUAUUAAGGAGAGAAAGAAGGCGACUUCAAGGGAGUUCCUCGUUGGGGGAAGACAAAUGAGCUGUGGUCCCGUGGCAUUGUCUCUGACAGCCAGCUUCAUGUCAGCUGUCACUGUCCUGGGGGCCCCUUCCGAGGUCUACCGCUUUGGGGCCUCCUUCACACUCUUCUUCAUUGCGUAUACUUUUGUCAUCAUCUUCACAUCAGAGCUCUUUCUGCCUGUGUUCUACAGAUCUGGCAUCACCAGCACUUAUGAGUACUUACAACUACGAUUCAACAAAGGAGUUCGCUAUGCAGCAACAGUCAUCUACAUUGUGCAGACGAUUCUCUACACAGGAGUGGUGGUGUAUGCUCCUGCUCUGGCUCUCAAUCAAGUGACUGGGUUUGAUCUCUGGGGGUCUGUGUUUGCAACAGGAAUUGUUUGCACAUUCUACUGCACUCUGGGAGGCUUGAAGGCAGUGGUGUGGACAGAUGCAUUCCAGAUGGUGGUCAUGAUUGUGGGCUUCUUAACAGUCCUCAUUCAAGGAUCGGCUCAAGCUGGUGGAUUUCACAAUGUGUUAGAGCAAUCAAAAAAUGGAUCUCGACUAAAUAUAAUUGACUUUGAUGCCGAUCCUCUCAGGCGGCACACUUUUUGGACCAUCUCAGUGGGAGGAACUUUUACAUGGCUCGGCAUCUAUGGAGUUAAUCAGUCAACCAUCCAGCGAUGCAUUUCUUGCAAAACAGAGAAGCAUGCCAAGCUGGCCUUGUACUUCAACCUGGUGGGUCUCUGGAUUAUUCUGGUGUGUGCUGUUUUCUCUGGGUUGAUCAUGUAUGUCUACUUCAAAGACUGUGACCCUUGGACUUCUGGCAUUAUCUCAGCCCCAGACCAGCUGAUGCCAUACUUUGUCAUGGAGAUAUUUGCCACAAUGCCUGGGCUACCAGGACUUUUUGUGGCUUGUGCCUUCAGUGGAACUCUGAGCACUGUGGCUGCCAGUAUCAAUGCCUUAGCAACAGUGACCUUUGAGGAUUUUGUCAAGAGCUGUUUCCCCCAUCUCUCUGACAAGCUGAGCACCUGGAUUAGUAAAGGCUUAUGUAUCUUAUUUGGUGUGAUGUGUACCUCCAUGGCUGUGGCUGCGUCCUUCAUGGGUAGUGUUGUGCAGGCUGCUCUCAGCAUCCACGGCAUGUGUGGGGGGCCGAUGCUGGGCUUGUUCACCUUGGGGAUCGUGUUUCCUUUUGUGAACUGGAAGGGUGCACUAGGUGGCCUUCUGACUGGAAUCACCUUGGCAUUUUGGGUGGCCAUUGGGGGCUUCAUUUAUCCCGCACCAGCCUCCAAGACAUGGCCCUUGCCUUUAUCGACAAACCAGUGCGUCCCAUCAAAUGUGACGGUGUUAGUGCCUUCAGUGCUAUCCAGCAGGCCUCCGAUUGCUGACUCCUGGUAUUCAAUCUCCUACCUUUACUACAGUGCAGUGGGCUGCCUGGGAUGCAUUGCUGCUGGAGUAAUCAUCAGCUUCCUCACAGGUCACCAGAGUGGCAAAGACAUUCAACCAAUGCUAAUCAGACCUGUCUGCAACCUAUUUUGCUUUUGGUCUAAUGAAUAUAAAACAUUGUGCUGGUGUGGAGUACAGCAUGAUGGUGGGACAGAGCAGGAAACCCUUGAGAAUGGCAGCACCAGGAAACAAGGAACUGAAAUGGUCUUACAGAACGGACUCAGAAGAAAAAGCCUGGUCCGCGGUCCAAGCUGCAAUUCCAAGGGCAAAAGCUAUGACAAUGUGGCAUUUGAGAAGAUUACCCAUUUCUAAGGCAACACGUGCAUGCGUGUGCACACAAACACGCACAUACACACGCGUAGGCAUACAUAGUCCCCAUGCUUUUUGCUUAUUGGUUAGUAGACUUGUGUAGUUGCCAUUGCUAGAAGAAAAGGGUGCCUACUGUCUAUUUAUAACUUAUUUAUAACCUCAAAUACAAUGACCAUUUCCUGGGAUAUUCUUUGGAAGACCCAAACUUUCAGGUGAGAAAAAACAACCACGCCUUAAGUGCCCAGGAGACAUCCUUCUUGAAUAAAGUGAGACUGGAUUUAAUCAU
Messenger RNA from Pipistrellus kuhlii (Kuhl's pipistrelle), 2479 nucleotides. RefSeq names its product solute carrier family 5 member 12 (gene SLC5A12). Lineage: Eukaryota; Metazoa; Chordata; Mammalia; Chiroptera; Vespertilionidae. Gene Ontology annotation, molecular function: lactate transmembrane transporter activity; symporter activity. The record is from RefSeq and is a predicted model, not a curated record. The transcript has 15 exons. The coding region runs from base 337 to 2196 and encodes 619 amino acids. Gene Ontology annotation, cellular component: membrane. Gene Ontology annotation, biological process: sodium ion transport; transmembrane transport.